AUGCCACCGAGAUGUUGUUCUGUCAUCUCAUUGGCUUCGGUCGCACAUCUCUUAAGUAACGCGGAGGCUGAUUUAUACAAAGCCAAAUUUGAAGAAUGGAACACGCCUAAUCGUUUGUAUUGCCCAAUCCCAUCAUGCUCGACUUUUAUAUCAACAAGACUAUAUGAGGAAAAGCCAGAACCAAUAGUUACAAACAUCGCUGGGGAUCAUUCUGGCGUUGAGCUAUCGGAAACUUUCGCCGCCUUCGAGGAACCAGUGAAACUAGAACCAAAGUUCCGAAGUCAAGUAGCGUGUCCAACAUGCCAUAUUUCCGUUUGCACUCAAUGCCGAGAACAAGCACAUGUUGGCGAAUGUAGCGGGAAUGAUAUCCAACCAGAUUUAGAACAUCUGCUUCAGAGAUGGAACAUUAAACGAUGCCCGAAAUGCAGAACCGGAAUACGAAAGGUUUACGGCUGUUCUCAUGUUGAGUGUAGAUGUGGUGCUCACUUUUGCUACGGGUGUCUUCAAUCCAUCAUUCUAUGCGGUGGCUGUGAAAAUGAAGAUGAAGAUGCGUCGGAGAUUUCCGACGAGGACGAUCUGGAUGGCAUGGCCAAUUUCACGGAUGGUGACGGUCUAGAUUUUGGCGAGGAGCCUGAAGACCCUCGUGAUGACGGUUGGACGUGUGAGCAUGACUGGAAACCAGUCAUCAAAAGUUCAACCUCUGUUGAGUCUCGAAUAUCCGAAUGCUAUCGUUGUUUUCGUCCCGUUGACUCCCAGGAGCCUCUCAAGAAGAGCCCACACGAAGGGGAUGAAGUUGGCAAGCGUUCGUACAUGAGCUAUGGUGACGAAGCGUGGAAAUGUUUCUGCGGGAAAACCACCUGCCGGAAUUGCCCCUUAGCAGCUCCAAGGUGGAGAGUUGCAGAUGUCGAGCGCAAAUGGACCUGUGACUGCGGGAUUACCUGCGCCUUCUGCAUCAGAUUGGAUGCUCACGCAAAAUUCGAAGAGGAAGGUAAAGCCGGUUGGGAAUGUGAAUGCGGGACAAUUAUCUGUGGUGCUUGCAGGGACUUAACAUGA
This is a messenger RNA of Glarea lozoyensis ATCC 20868, 1053 nucleotides long. RefSeq names its product RING/U-box. The transcript is spliced from 2 exons. The record is from RefSeq and is a predicted model, not a curated record. Gene Ontology annotation, molecular function: zinc ion binding; ubiquitin protein ligase activity; ubiquitin conjugating enzyme binding. Bases 1 to 1053 code for a protein of 350 amino acids. Lineage: Eukaryota; Fungi; Ascomycota; Leotiomycetes; Helotiales; Helotiaceae. Gene Ontology annotation, cellular component: ubiquitin ligase complex; cytoplasm. Gene Ontology annotation, biological process: positive regulation of proteasomal ubiquitin-dependent protein catabolic process; ubiquitin-dependent protein catabolic process; protein polyubiquitination.